Messenger RNA from Mustela erminea (ermine), 1255 nucleotides. RefSeq lists its product as uncharacterized. The coding region runs from base 445 to 1101 and encodes 218 amino acids. The transcript has 2 exons. Lineage: Eukaryota; Metazoa; Chordata; Mammalia; Carnivora; Mustelidae. The record is from RefSeq and is a predicted model, not a curated record.
UCUUGCACAAUCUUUGAUAUUUCGCUCCCUCUCUCUCCCUCUCCGCCUCUCUCCCUCUCUGCCCCUAGCUCGCUCGCUCUCGCUCGCUCUCGCACACAUCCCCUCAUCCCGACCAUCUCUUCCGCUCUGCCCCCCUUUUCUAUCUCUUUCCCCCUUUUUUUGGCUCAAGGAUUUGCUCCGCUGAAAGAGGGAGGGGGCACAGAGGGACCUGAUUUUCCACUUUCUUUGGGGGGGCUGCGUUUUGGAGGAUUUAACUUUUGGAUAGAAGUGGCGGAUCAUUCACGUUUCGUCGAGCAGUUUUCUCUCCUUUUCCCUGUCUUUUCGGGUUCUGUCUCCACCGCGAGCCUGUGGCGUUCUCGUGGCUCGGGGAAGCUGUCAGCUCCGCAGCGGCGCGGGCACUGCCAGGGGUCCCCGCUCGCCCCGCGCCCCCACACCCCGGUCGGGAUGACCCCUUCUCUGCACUCAUCCUCGGAAAGUUUGGACGUUGGUCGGUGGGGCUUGAAGCCCCUCUCUCCCUGUUUUACACCCCCCACCCCCGUUAUUCAGCCUCUUUUUUCUUCCUCCUCUUACCACCCCCACCCUUUCCUCUCUCAAGUUCCCCGAAGGGCGCUUAGUGCGCGGGACUGGCGGAGGACGGGGGAUCUGUACGCCUUGGGCGGGGGAGGGGGGGUGUUCCAAGAGGCCGGGGCGCGAGCAGGGGCUGGGCAGCAGGUAGACACCCGCCGGCCGGAGCGGGCAGCGGGCACAGCCGAGGGCUGCUCCCGGCGGCGCGGGCGGCGCGGACUCGGGUGCUGGCGAACGGAAGGCAGGUCCGUUAGGAGGCGGGAACGCCGGGCCUUGGGGCCAGGGACCCGGGAGGCGGCUGCAGCUCUCGCCAGGCGCUUUCGCUGCCGGUUGUGCGUUAGACUAGAGGAUAGAUGCCAGCGGCUUGGGGUCAAGAAUCUUUCCUUUCCUUUUGGCAGAGGGCAAAGGAGGUUCCAUGUCUGCAAAACGAACUUCACCUUCUUCGCCUCUCUCCGCAUCAAGUGCGCCUUCCGGCCGGGAGCAGCUAAGGGAAGAGGGGCUGGAAUGCGUCGGGUCUCGCCUUCCUUCUACUUCUAGUUCACUCCCUCCUCCCCCCAUUCUUUCUGAUCUCUUCUAUCAGAAAAUAAUAAUAAUAAAAUUUCUCAUGGAAUUGUAUAAAGUUUCUCUGCCGAUGCCCAAGUUACUGAGGGUUUCCCAUCCUGGCCCCCUUCCCCCACAGAAGACGGUGCAC